AUGCCACCUAUCCUAGCACGGCUCAUAUUCUUGUCGGAUGACCUGCCUGAGAUCCUCCAGGCGCCACCGAUCCAGUGGCGAGCCGUCCUCAGCGACUGCUGCUUUGUCGACCAGCUGGGGUUAACAUACGAGCGUACCAUCAUGCUCGGGCUGGUACGUGACCGAAACGACCGGUGCUAUUGGGAAAUCCACCUUACCCUUACGAGCCGAGACGGCAGCUGGCUUACGAGCUUAUCGCGAGAAGAGACUGCCUCUUUUGUUAGCCUCGAUUCGAUAAUUCGAGUUGCCGGCUGGGUAUACCCAGAACGAGAUUCCCUCAAGAACUCGGUCAUGUUUUACGCAAAGACACCAGGCCUGGAGUCGCACGGACACGGACAGCCGUCAACUUCCCAUCUAGGCGUGGCCCAUGAUGAGGAGGUGCGCCAAUUGGUAGAUGACGGCAUCGAGAACCUCAUUCGGGGGGGAGCUUGUGCAUCCUGCGGUUCUAGCCGUGCCAAGCAGAGCUGA
Molecule: messenger RNA, 507 nt
Organism: Lasiosphaeria miniovina
Lineage: Eukaryota; Fungi; Ascomycota; Sordariomycetes; Sordariales; Lasiosphaeriaceae
Exons: 4
Coding region: 1-507 (168 amino acids)
Source: RefSeq, a predicted model, not a curated record